Felis catus (domestic cat) is the source of this 1607-nucleotide messenger RNA. It is a transcript of the gene ERICH2, whose product is annotated as glutamate rich 2. The coding region runs from base 149 to 1531 and encodes 460 amino acids. Lineage: Eukaryota; Metazoa; Chordata; Mammalia; Carnivora; Felidae. The record is from RefSeq and is a predicted model, not a curated record. The transcript has 11 exons.
CUCCCAUUGGCCAAGCUCAAUUUCACAUCCCAGGACGUGGCCUCCGCUGGUGUGAAAAGAGGGUCUCUGUUCUAAUCACUCGAAUCUGAUUUCUGGGGAAUCAAGACCCCCAGGAAACUCAUUUUCUUGGGCGACCUCAGGUUCAGUUAUGGACAACGACAUUCCAAUCUCGCUCCUUUCUUCACUUCUCAAAGUAACGAGUGCACGUCCGGACGUGUGUUCGAGAUUGCAUGCAUCUUAUUCGCAGCGCGACGCAACCGCUGGGCUCUCCAUAACCCGGGUUUCUCGCCCCGCCUCCUUUGUGAUUCCCAGAGCCUGCUCCGCCCACGUCCCGCCCCCGCCCUGCCCCUCAGCCCCGCCCUAUGUUCCCUCUGCCCCUCUACCCGGUCCUGGACUGGCUCAGCUUCCUCAGCCUAGCCUCGCAGGCCUGGCGGGGUCCCGUCCUGUCCCACCUUCCCCGGCCCGCUCCCUCCACAGCUCCCCGGGUGCGGCCCGCCUCCUUCCUGGCCCUCAGUGGCUCCCCCACCUCGUCCCGCCCUCGCCCCUCUCCUUCCGCUUCCCUGAGCCGCAACCAGGGCUCCGGCCGCGCGGGGUCUCGUCUCCAUGGCGACGCCGUGUGUACAGCUCCCAGCUCAGAACACCGAGCGAACCCCGAGCUGGGCUGGCCUUCUGUAUCCGCCCCGAGGAAGGGCGGUGUGAAGGAACCACGGGCAGGUUCGGGCUCUGGGGUUCCACGGCUGCCGAGGUGGCGCUCGAAAAGGUACCAAAAUAUAGACAGAAUGGCAGAGUGCUAGUGUUUGAUCCAAAGGCAAAAGUGAUGCUUGAACCAAAUGAAGCAAUGUCAGAUAAAUGCCUCUUUGGACGCAGACCAAGAUUGGCAAGCAAACUUUGUACCUCGCCAACACAAGUCUCUCUAAAUGUAGCUAGGACGAUCUCAGAAAAGAAGGAAGUCUCUUCAAAAAAUAUUGAAAAUACAGCCUCUUUAAGGAAUACUGAAAAUAGAGCAUCUUCAAAGAGUAUUGAAAAUAAAGAUACAGAAACAAAUCUACAGUCUAAGCUAUGGUCAUCUUCCUUCUUAAAAGAAAGCAUAGGUCAAGUGGGCAAAGAUGCAGUCCUUCAAGAGCAGGAGAAAAAUAACAAACGUUGCCUUCAGGGUAUUGAUGAUAAGUUAUCUGAAUUGACAGAUGAUGAUGGUGAAGAUGAUACCAGUGAUGAUGAUAAUGAUGAAGACAGUCACCCUAAUAAGGAUACUCAUGCUCCAUUAGAGUUAAUGGCAGAAUUCCUGAGAGCAGAAAUGGGCCAAGACUACCAUUUGGCAAAAAAAUUAUGUCAGAUGAUUCUAAUCUAUGAACCAGAAAAUCCUGAGGCCAAGGAGUUUUUCUCACUUAUUGAAGAAAUGUUGCUGAUCGAGAAAUCUCAAAAUCUUGAGGAAGAUGAUGAAGAUAGUGAAGAAGACAGUAGCAGUGAGAGUGAAGGAGAGAGCAGUGAGGAGCUAAGUGAAGAAAGCUCUGAUGAAUGCGAAGACGGGUGAUGAAGGUUGCUGCUAUGGUUUAAUCUUCAUGUAUUUUCAUUACUGUAUACAUGGAAAUAUAAGGGAGAAAGCUGCA